This is a messenger RNA of Iphiclides podalirius (scarce swallowtail), 1932 nucleotides long. The record is from the annotation of a GenBank genome assembly. Lineage: Eukaryota; Metazoa; Arthropoda; Insecta; Lepidoptera; Papilionidae.
AUGUUCAAAAAUCCCAAUUACGUGUAUGGACCCGAGGAUAGAUAUGUGCCGGCAAAGUUGAACGCCGGUGAAUUUCUGUUGCAGAAAAUAUGGCAGUUCAGAGAUACAGUUGCUUUGAUAAAUGGAUUGACGGACGAGAAACUAACGUACGGGGAUAUGGCCCAAGAGGCUAUGAACCUGGCCGUUUCACUGGUGAAGCUAGGGAUACGCAAGGGGGAUGUAAUAGCAAUUUGCACAGAAAACCGACGAGAAUUCUGGAGUACGGUAAUUGGGGUAUCUUGUGCCGGCGCCGUGGUAACGACUAUUAACAUGAUCUACACUGAAGAUGAGUUGAAACAUGUUAUGGGUAUAUCUAGACCGAAGCUAGUAUUCUGUUCACCCUUGGCGUACAAAUCGCAGGCGAAGAACUUCAGAGGUCUAUCAUACGUGAAGAAUAUAAUAGUCUACGGUGAGGAGAGACUGCGGAAUACGUUAUUAUACAAGGACCUCGCUGUAGCCGGCCCCGGCAAUAACCGGAACAUAAUUGAAAAUGUAAAAUAUGAGGACUUCACGGCGGUGGACGUGGAGGGCCAGAAUGAUCCGAUGAUGAUUUUGUAUUCCUCUGGCACUACCGGCCUUCCUAAAGGUGUUAUGAUAACGCACCUCAACACAGCGACGGCUUGUGCGUCUACAUUAGAUACGCCGGCAUUAAUGUCCCUAACCAUCACGCCGUGGUACCACUCAUUGGGGCUAGUAAGCAGCCUUAUUGGAUUUGUAAAGGGAAGGACCGUGGUUUUUCUACCGAGAUUUGAAGUGGAUCUGUACCUGAAGACGAUAGAGAAAUAUAAGAUCACCCAACUGACACUAGUGCCACCUGUACUGGUGGCUUUGUGCAAAUCACCCUCCAAGUAUGAUGUCAGUUCUGUGCUGGUGAUUUUUUCUGGUGCAGCUCCCCUACAUAAGGAGACUGUGGAUGCUGUUCAUGAAAGAUUUCCUAAUGCACAAGCAGUGCUUCAAGGGUACGGUUUAACUGAAUCCACUUUGGCUGUCACUAUAAAUACUGAUCCCGAUAAAGAAGGUAGUGUGGGCCAAGCCAAUUCCAACACUAUCAUAAAGAUCGUUGAUCCAGAUACUAGAAAAGUAUUAGGGCCAAACAAAGAAGGGGAAAUUUGUAUCAAGGGUGCAAUGAUAAUGAGAGGUUAUGUAGGAAAGAAAAGACAAGAGGACUUUGACGAAGAGGGGUUCUUUAAAACUGGUGACAUUGGAUACUUCGAUGACGAAAAAUAUUUGUACAUCGUCGAUCGACUUAAAGAACUCAUUAAAUAUAAAGCUUACCAGGUGGCUCCAGCAGAAUUGGAGGCAUUGCUUCUAAAGCACGAGGCCGUGCGCGACGUUGGAGUAGUUGGAAUACCGCACGCGUCGGCGGGCGAGGUGCCCCUCGCGUUCGUAGUAAAGCAACCCAAUUCCGACGUAACGGAGGCUGACUUGAAAAAAUACGUAUCUGAAAAGUUAUCGAAUCAUAAGCAUCUUCGAGGCGGAGUGCGUUUCGUCGAUACAAUACCAAAGUCGUUAACAGGAAAGAUUUUGAGAAAGGAACUACGAAAAAUGGUCAAGUCGAAGAAGAGUGCAUGUCGACAGGGCCACGGGAACGCUUUCGCACACUUUCACACCCCUAACAGACUCAGCAGCUCCUCUUCCAAAAUACUCAAGUACAUGGUGCAUAUCGGCAGAGCCACGGGAACACUUUCGCACACUUCCGCGACCGCGACCGCGAAGGGCAGGAAGAACGGCGCACCGCAAUACCGACACUCCUCUCCCACCGCAGCCCCACCACCACUGCAUCAGCGGAUGGCCGAGCGCUCUAAGGCGCCAGACUCAAGGUUUCCUUGCCCAUUGCAGUGGGUUCGGGCGUUCUGGUCCUCUCUGAGGGCGUGGGUUCGAAAAUCCCACUUC